GUUUUUGUCGUUACAAAUACAUACAUAAUACAUUUGCAAUACAUUAUCUGUUAGUUUAGAUAAUGUCAAAGAAUCAUGUGCGAAACGUCUAACAUUAGUAAUCCCUAGGAUCACGUUGUUUUGUUUUGAUUCGGAAUCUUCAAUUUUUCUUACAUUAGUCUUGAAGGUUGUUUAAAUCUCCAUUUUUUAAUUCAGAAUAAGUGAAAUUAUAUUGCUUACUUCAAACAAAUCAAUUCUGCGACCUAUUAUAUAGAUAUAUUAAUACACGUUUUAUUGUACGUGAACGAGUAAAAGUUUAUUGAAUUUUCGUAUAUAUUGAGUAUUAGCUCGAUCAAUGAAACGUUGUUUAUAAUGAAUGUUGUACGAAUUAAUUCAAGAAAUGUGAUUUUUGUUCUUCUGGCGAUUUUAUCGACUACUGUGAAACAGGCUCACAUGGGUUAUGACAGCGUGACGAAUUAUGCAAUGAAAGAGGCAAAUGUAAACUCUACACCAGCAUACAAUAGUAAAAAGGAAGAAAUUGCAAAAUCGUGUCCAAGUGGUAUAGCAUGUUCAGAAUUAAGCGGAGAAUGUUUAAAGUGUAAUUUAAAUCCUAAUUGCGUGUAUGGAGCUAUGUUAAUUGCUAAUUGUUCUGUUUUGGAACACAUUGAUUGUAUUGGCGAACAGUUCUUCCAAAGAAAAUACAUAUGCCGCUAUUGUUAUCAAACAGAGUAUUGGGAACACGAAUGUCAUCAAAAAAAUUCUUGUAGUUCUGUAGCUUCUCCUCGACAGUAUUAUAGAACAAACUGUACAGUAAAUAGUGACAUAUUAUGUUUAGGAAGGCGUAAAUUCAUGAAAAAUUUGUUAUGCAAUUGGACUGUAGGUUACCGUUGGUCUACUGCUCUAAUUUUAAGUAUCACUUUAGGUGGUUUUGGAGCAGAUCGGUUUUAUUUGGGUCAUUGGCAAGAGGGAAUUGGUAAAUUGUUCACUUUCGGAGGAUUGGGAGUAUGGACUCUGAUCGAUGUAAUACUUAUUUCAAUGAGAUAUUUAGGUCCAGCGGAUGGAUCAUUGUACAUUUAGAAUCUAUUGUGCAGAGAUAAAUUGAAAGUCAAGUGUGAAUUCUAUUAAUUAAUUAUAUAUUUAGUAUUUUAUGAGAAGCAAGCAUUUUAUUAUUCUUAAAAGAACUGAAUUGUAAUGUGAUAUGUAUAUAAAAUGUUCAAUAAUUUUUUCUUA
Megachile rotundata (alfalfa leafcutting bee) is the source of this 1209-nucleotide messenger RNA. RefSeq names its product eukaryotic translation initiation factor 6. Gene Ontology annotation, molecular function: ribosome binding. Gene Ontology annotation, biological process: cytosolic ribosome assembly. NCBI's taxonomy places the organism in Eukaryota, Metazoa, Arthropoda, Insecta, Hymenoptera, Megachilidae. The record is from RefSeq and is a predicted model, not a curated record.